This is a messenger RNA of Drosophila elegans, 464 nucleotides long. Its product is annotated as protein D7. NCBI's taxonomy places the organism in Eukaryota, Metazoa, Arthropoda, Insecta, Diptera, Drosophilidae. Bases 75 to 356 code for a protein of 93 amino acids. The record is from RefSeq and is a predicted model, not a curated record. The transcript has a single exon.
AGUUUAAAACAUAGCGGGACUAUCACGCACACAACUCGUAUAAAAGCUACAUAUUUGUGAAAAUUGACUGCAAAAUGUCGGACUACGAAUUUGGAAUAUGUCCGUAUGAUAAAACCCACCGCAUUAUGCUGUUCCGGAUGCCCAAGCACAUCGUCAAGUGCCAGAAGAACUACCGCGGACCUCCACUGAAGAUCUGCAAAUACAACGCCACGCACCGCGUUUUGGACAUGGAGGAGCACCUGAAAGAGUGCCCAUACUAUCUCCGCGCCAUCGGCUACCAGUCUGUCCAGAUAGCACUCACCACUCGCAUUGCACCCAUCCAGGAAGAUGGACACGAUGUCAACACAGCACUAUAAACUGAGAUACUCCAGAUACCCCCAAUUAUAUAUCUUUAUACCAUAUAUAAUGUAUAUGACUUAAAAGAAGCUCCUUGAAGAAGCGCAUACAUAUGUAAAAUCAUUUUU